AUGGGUUUCAAAUUAUUAACAUCCAGACCUUAUUAUGCUCAAGCCAAUGGGCAAGUCGAAGCAGCCAAUGAAGCAAUAAUUGGUUUAAUCAAAAAACAUGUAGGAAAGAAGCCAAAAAAUUGGCACAAAAAUUUAGAUCAAGCACUUUGGGCUUGUCGAACCUCCCCUAAAGAAGCUACUAACACUACACUUUUCCAACUAACAUUUGGACAUGAUGUAGUAUUACCUGUCGAAAUCUACUUGCAAUCAAUGAGAAUCCAAAGACAAGGAGAAAUUCCAUCCGACCUAUACUGGGAAAUGAUGGUGAAUGAACUGGUUGAUUUGGACGAAGAAAGGUUGCAUGCGUUAGAAGUAUUAAGAAGACAGAAGGAGAGGGUAGCAAGGGCAUACAAUAAGAGGGUCAAAGGUAAAACUUUCACUAUGAAUGAGUUAGUUUGGAAAGUUAUAUUACAUAUGGAUCGAAAGAAUAAAAUAUUAGGAAAAUGGUCUCCACAUUGGGAAUGA
Messenger RNA from Lathyrus oleraceus (garden pea), 504 nucleotides. RefSeq lists its product as uncharacterized. The transcript has a single exon. The coding region runs from base 1 to 504 and encodes 167 amino acids. The record is from RefSeq and is a predicted model, not a curated record. Gene Ontology annotation, molecular function: nucleic acid binding. NCBI's taxonomy places the organism in Eukaryota, Viridiplantae, Streptophyta, Magnoliopsida, Fabales, Fabaceae.